Molecule: messenger RNA, 723 nt
Organism: Macrobrachium nipponense
Lineage: Eukaryota; Metazoa; Arthropoda; Malacostraca; Decapoda; Palaemonidae
Product: protein NYNRIN-like
Exons: 1
Coding region: 1-723 (240 amino acids)
Biological process (GO): DNA integration
Molecular function (GO): nucleic acid binding
Source: RefSeq, a predicted model, not a curated record
AUGAUGCGCCUCCUGACGGAGAAGUUUGUCUGGCACGGAAUUCGGAAGGACUCCCUCGAGUGGGCCAGGACCUGCGUUCCUUGCCAAACAAGUAAAGUAAGUUGGCACACAGAAUCAGGUGUGGGGGAAUUCCCGCAGCCGAAGCGAAGAUUCGGCCAUAUUCACGUAGACGUCGUGGGUCCCCUGCCCCCGUCGGAAGGCGCCAGAUACCUCCUGACGAUAAUCGAUCGCUCCACCAAAUGGCCUGAGGUGACGCCGAUGUCGGAGGCAACCACCAAAGCGUGCACCGAAGCCCUUCUCACCAGCUGGAUCAGUCGAUUUGGAGUGCCAGAUGAGAUCACGAAGGACCGCGGACCCGUUUUCCUGUCGGAGUUGUGGACCGCCCUGGCCCGCCUGAUGGGGACAUUGCUACAUGCCACCACUGCCAACAACCCGGCGGCUAACGGCAUGGUGGAGAGGUUCCACCGAUCGCUCAAGGCUUCCCUAAUGGCACGCUGCACCGGCGAGGAUUGGAAGAGCCAACUACCGUGGGUCCUCCUCGGCCUUAGGACCGCCCCUCGGGCGAACAGCGAAGCAUCACCUGCGGAGAAGGUAUACGGGGAACCAUUGACAGUCCCAGGUGAGUUCUUCCCAACCAAUGCUGACGACGCCGACAUCUCCAUCACCAGACUUUGGGAAUCCGCUGGAAAAUUCACACCCUGCAUCAAGACCGUCUCUGACUGA